GAAAUAAAUGUAUAGAUGCAGAGAUUCUAUGACGUCUAAAUGAUCUAUAGAUCUUCAUUGAUUUUAUAGAUGUUGGUAAAAAAUUGUCAGGUAUCUCUGCAUUGAAACUUUAUCGGAUAUAGAGAUUGAAACCUUGCUGAAAUUCUUUUAUCGGAUGUUGUGAUCUAAAUAUAUAGAUAAUUGAAUAAUUGGGUACUCAUUUAGAUAAUAUUCCCUACUUUUCAUGCCCCCAGCGAGUAGCUCUUUCCAAUUGAUUCAUAAAACGAUGGUUCUAAAUGCUCGGUGGAUUUUCUGUGUAAUAUCGCUGUAUAUCAUGGGGAUUUAAAACAUCAGUGAUGAUGCAUGUUUUUAAACAGACAGAUAUUUUAUUGAAGGAAACUCAAGCAUUUUUUGGAGGAACUCAUGCUUAACAUUUCACAACUUUUCUUUCCUGUGGGUGCACAACAUUGGCUUAUUUGAAACAUCUUUACACCCUCUCAAGAUCUAAUUAUGGACAAUAUUACCCAGAUAUACUCCAAUACUUCUUCAAUACGAUUUGCAAGCUUAGAAGAGGUCAAUAGGUCAAUAGCCAUUUUACGUCUUCCGACGGUUAUCUUUUUGAUAAUUUUGAUAAUCGUAGGACUAAUUGGAAACACGACUGUACUUGUCAUAUAUUCCCAGAAGUAUCCACCCUCAACAUUCCGAUUGUACAUUCUGACUUUAGCGGUGCUUGACUUGCUCUCUUGCUUGAUUCCAAUGCCAUUGGAAAUCGCCGACAAUGUAUACCCGAUGAUGUUUUACAGCGAGCCAAUCUGUAAAUAUGGUCGUUUUUUAGGUAGUGUCCUUAAGAUUGGAUCUGCAUUUGUUCUUGUUGUAAUAGCAGCGAGCAGGUAUAAGAGGAUAUGUCAUCCAUUUUCCAAGGCCACCAGCUUAUUGCAGGCUCGUAUUUGCUGUGCAUUAGCGAUAGUUCUUGCUAUUGCAUUUUCGUGGCCAAAUGCAAUCUUUCAAGGAAUAAAACGUGUGUAUUUUCCAGGGAAUAUUACUGGUUUUGAUUGUUCUAUUGAUGACGCGGCUAUAAACACCAAAUAUCCCUUUAUCUAUUCUGUUAUACUUUUUGUUGUGUAUGUAACGGUGUUUUUGUUAUUAACUUCCUUGUACUCUCUUGUCAUCGUGUCCCUCCGAAAACAAGCGAAAAAACAAAGAACUAAAAAUCUCGGUGAAAGACUUGACAGAACAAACCCAAGAAUUACGAAACUUAUGAUUGCAAUCACAGCGGCAUUUAUAUUGUGCUAUUUACCAGACUGUGUAAUGGAUGCUGUGUCUGCCUUCAAGAGAGGACCCAUUUUCCCACCAAGUCGCUUUAUCUUGGGGACACUUCCUCUUUUAGCCAGAGCAUUUUUCAUCAACAAUGUCAUCAACCCUUUCAUAUAUUUGAUCGGAGAAUCGAAAUUCCGAGAUAUCGUAAAACAGUCAUUCAGAUGGAUUUUCUACACCAUCUGUUGUCGUACUCAAAAACGAAUGAAGAGCUUCGCCAUGGAAGAGUAAUUUGCUUAACGGAAAUAUAAUCUAACCACGACUUAAAUGUUGAUAUUGAUGUAUAUAUGAAGUCAUUGUGUUGCCCUAAAUCAUUUGUUAUGCAGAAGGAUAUUGAGUGUGAUGGUUCAAAUGGUUAUCUUUAUUUCUUUUUAAGGAAUAUGAAUGAUUUACUUGCUUUUAUACUUAUACGACUAAAUAACCUGUGCACAGAAGGUUUGGAGAUGUCAAUCAAUUGAUGAAAUACUCCUUAAGUCAUUUUUUUUUAGCAUUUUUAGAAAAAGUUCAUUUAUGAAUCUACGUUGAGUUUUGAUGCGUAUGCCCCCGUAAUCAAAGAUUCGAGGGCAUAUAGUUUUUGGUCUGUCCGUCUGUCUGUCUGUUAAUCAGUCUGUUUGUCCGCAAAAACUUUAACCUUGGCCAUAAUUUUUGAAUGGUUGGUGCUAGGGCUUUAAUAUCUAUAUGUGUAUGCCUUUUGACAAGACCUUUCUUUGGAUACAAAUAUAUUUGAGCUUUUGGCCUUGACCUUGGAGUUUUUCUUUUGCAAAAUCUAACCAAACUUUAACCUUGAUCAUAACUUUUGAACGAAAACCUAGGGCUUUUAUAUUUCACAUGUAUACUUCUUGUGAUAAAACCUUUCCCUAGGUACAAAUAUAUUUGACCUUGACAGUGGAGUUUGACGUACUAACCUUGGGUAUAACUUUUGAAAAGUGGGUGAUAUGACUUUCAUAUAUCACAUAUGUAUUCCUUGUGACAAGAUAUUCUUUUGAUACUAACAUUUUUGACCUCAUGACCUUGGAGUCUGACCUACAUUUGAAAAAAAAACCUUUAACCUUGAUUUAAGUUUUUGAACGGGUGCUCACGGCUUUCGUAUUUUACUCAUGCAUUCCUUGUGACAAGACCUUUCCAUUGGUACCAUUAUUUUAUUACGUCAUGCCAUUAACCUUCGAAUAUGACACUAUAACCUUGGCCAUAUUUUCUUAAUGGGCAGUAAAAGGCUAUUAUUUUUUCACGUGAUAGUGGUUCAUGUUUCAUACUAUUUGUAAGGCCAUUAUUCAAAAUCUCUCAUUCUACACUCAAGUUCACCGAAGUUGAUAUGGAAAGUUGGUUGGAGUUCCUCAAUGACAUCUUUUAUGUAGUCUUUGGAGACCAGGUCUUCCAACAAUCUGUUGGAAUUCUCCAAUAGGCACUAAUUGUGUUCCUUUAUUAACCGACCUGUUUUUAUAUUCCUGUGAAGCAGAAUGUAUUCGAAAACUUCUACAUGAAAAGAAGAAAACACUCUCAGUGACCUUCAACUCGACAUUCAGAUAUAUCGAUAACGCAUAUUGUUAUCAAUUUACAAUAGUUACUUCCAUUCAUAUGUCGAUUCGAUAUAUCUCAGUGAAAUCGAAAUAAAGACACUACAGAGUCUGCCA
Messenger RNA from Saccostrea echinata, 2924 nucleotides. RefSeq names its product C5a anaphylatoxin chemotactic receptor 1-like. The record is from RefSeq and is a predicted model, not a curated record. Gene Ontology annotation, molecular function: G protein-coupled receptor activity. Bases 490 to 1524 code for a protein of 344 amino acids. Gene Ontology annotation, cellular component: membrane. The transcript is spliced from 2 exons. NCBI's taxonomy places the organism in Eukaryota, Metazoa, Mollusca, Bivalvia, Ostreida, Ostreidae. Gene Ontology annotation, biological process: G protein-coupled receptor signaling pathway.